Capronia coronata CBS 617.96 is the source of this 1182-nucleotide messenger RNA. RefSeq lists its product as uncharacterized. The transcript has a single exon. Bases 1 to 1182 code for a protein of 393 amino acids. NCBI's taxonomy places the organism in Eukaryota, Fungi, Ascomycota, Eurotiomycetes, Chaetothyriales, Herpotrichiellaceae. The record is from RefSeq and is a predicted model, not a curated record.
AUGCCCCUACUCCGCAAGACAAGCCUCAUCUCUCUAGCCCUGGUCCUACUGGCCGCGAUCUACCUAAUCAGACAUGUCUACCUGGUGUCAGGCCCCAGAUAUCUCUACGGCCAAGAUGGGCUUCUCUACAACCCUGACCUCUUCUCGCCCGGGACAGUCAAACCGGCCGGUCAGAACUACUCGCGCGUGCUGGUCAUGGGCCACCUCCGCAGCGAAGACGUGAGCUGGGUAGCGACCGAGCUGCCUGAUCUACCGACCAAGAUCUACACCGUGGACGCAGAGGAGGAUGCGAACGAAGAAUCGGCUUCUACUUCUACUUCUGACUCUGGAUCUGGAUCUGGUUCUCCCUCCGGCUUGCCAGCCAACAAAGGUCACGAAGCAAUGGUCUACCUAACCUACAUCAUCGAGCACUACGACGCGCUCCCGGAUGUGGUGCUGUUCUUCCACCCACACCGCAAGACAUGGCACAACAACAUUUUGUUAGAUGUCGACAGCGCGACGACGAUCAAGCUGCUCAGCGACGCGCACGUCGUGCGGCAAGGCUACUUCAACACGCGCUGCCACCUGGACCCGGGCUGUCCGGACUGGCUGCACGUCGACCGGCCGUGGUGGCGGCACGACCUGAAACACAAGCCCGAGGAGCCGGCGUGGACGAGCGCGCUGUUCCACGCCCUGCACGGCGCCGACGUGCCCAUUCCAAAAGCCAUCUCGCAGCCGUGCUGUGCCCAGUUCGCCGUCUCGGGCGAGCGCAUCCGCCAGCGUCCCCGCGCCGACUAUGUCCGCUACCGCGACUGGCUGUUGGCCACGGACCUGGACGACCGCACGUCCGGCCGCAUCAUGGAGUACUCGUGGCAGUAUAUCUUCACGGGCAAGUUCGAGUUCUGCCCGUCCCAGCACAGAUGCUAUUGCGACGGCUACGGCAUCUGCUUUGACGGCGAGCGCGGCUUGCAGACUUGGCUGGACACCGUCAAGGAGAAGGAGAACAUCGACCGCAAGCUCGUCGGCGUCUGGGAUCAUGGCGGCAACUUCGCCGCGGAGAAGUAUAAGCGUCUCGCCCGGGACAGGAAGCAUCUCGCCGACUUGUUGGACAGUAUGCGUGAGCAGGCUCUGCGGAGGGGCUUCGAUCCGAAAACGAGGGCCGAGGAAUGUGGUCGUGAAUGGCAUGAGGGGGAUGGAUUCUAG